Rotaria sp. Silwood2 is the source of this 696-nucleotide messenger RNA. Lineage: Eukaryota; Metazoa; Rotifera; Eurotatoria; Philodinida; Philodinidae. The record is from the annotation of a GenBank genome assembly.
AUGCAAAUCUUUGUUAAAACUCUCACCGGUAAAACUAUUACACUUGAAGUCGAACCAAGUGAUACCAUCGAAAAUGUCAAAGCAAAAAUCCAAGAUAAAGAAGGUAUUCCACCUGAUCAACAGCGACUCAUUUUUGCCGGCAAACAACUCGAAGAUGGUCGCACGUUAAGUGAUUAUAACAUUCAAAAAGAAAGUACACUCCACCUUGUACUUCGCUUACGUGGUGGUAUGCAAAUAUUCGUGAAAACUCUUACUGGCAAAACAAUCACACUCGAAGUCGAACCAAGCGACACCAUCGAUAAUGUCAAAGCUAAAAUUCAAGACAAAGAAGGUAUUCCACCUGAUCAACAACGUCUCAUCUUUGCUGGUAAACAACUUGAAGAUGGUCGCACGUUAAGUGAUUACAAUAUUCAAAAAGAAAGCACCCUUCACCUUGUACUUCGAUUACGUGGUGGUAUGCAAAUAUUCGUAAAAACUCUCACCGGCAAAACAAUCACACUUGAAGUUGAACCAAGCGACACAAUCGAAAAUGUGAAAGCAAAAAUCCAAGACAAAGAAGGUAUUCCGCCUGAUCAACAACGUCUCAUUUUUGCCGGUAAACAAUUAGAAGAUGGUCGAACAUUAAGUGAUUACAACAUCCAAAAAGAAAGUACACUCCAUCUUGUUCUUCGAUUACGUGGUGGUGAUGAUCAAUAA